Betta splendens (Siamese fighting fish) is the source of this 4087-nucleotide messenger RNA. RefSeq names its product CCCTC-binding factor (zinc finger protein) (gene ctcf). The transcript is spliced from 17 exons. The record is from RefSeq and is a predicted model, not a curated record. Bases 177 to 2693 code for a protein of 838 amino acids. Lineage: Eukaryota; Metazoa; Chordata; Actinopteri; Anabantiformes; Osphronemidae.
AGAGGCUACUCUACCAAAGCGGGAGAGGGGUUAAAAACAAACUGCGAAGAGUUCUGCGUGUCUUAUAAGCUUUGUAAACUUUCUAGUGGACAUUAGAUACUUUCGACAGAGUUAACCGGGAGGAUAAAUAGACUAAAACAGAGGUAACACUAAGUGCAUGUAAGUCCCUAACCAGCAUGGACAGAGGGCCAACAGAUGGUGUAGGGGUGGUGGAGAUCCCUGCCAAAGAUUUUUCCUCUAUCCAGGCUGUUCAUAGCCAGGAUGACAUGGUUGCUGACCUUCUUCAGCAAGCAGCAGAGGCAGGGGGUGUAGUACAAGAACAAGAUGGCGUUGUCCUUGAUCAAGUGCAGGGGGCAGAAAUGGUUCCAACCAGCCAGACACAACAGCAGCUGAUCAGUGCUGGAGUUGAUGGUGGAGCAGGGGUUGAAAUGAUGGUUAUGGACUCACUGGAUCCCACCUUAUUGCAACUGAAGACUGAGGUAAUAGAUGGUGCAAUAGGAGGAUCGUCAGCAACAGUGGGUGUAGUUGGAGGGGUAGCGGGUGCUGCGCACCAAGCUACUGUUACAACAGUUGACCAGACCCAGAUCAUCACACUACAGGUUGUAAACAUGGAAGAGCAGGCAGCUUUGGGCCUAGGGGAGCUUCAAUUGGUCCAGGUGCCUGUGUCUGCUACCACUGUUGAGGCCCUGCAGCAAGCCACCUUUGUAGACACCACUGCUAUUCCAAAGGAUGGAGAGCCAGUAAUCUGCCACACACUGCCACUGCCAGAGGGUUUUCAGGUUGUUAAGGUUGGUGCUAAUGGGGAGGUAGAAACGGUGGAACAAGAAGAGGAGGGGGGACAAGACAAUGCUGAAGAAGUGGAAGAUGAUGAGGUGGGAAACCAACUGCUGGAGGAAGGGGAGGAUGAGCCCAUUCAACCUCUGAAUGAUGACCCAACCUGGACAAAAGACCCAGACUAUCAGCCUCCAGGUGGAGCCAUAAAGAAGACCAAAAAGGGGAAAAAAAGUCGUCUGCGUUAUGCUGAAGGAGAUAAAGACAUGGAUGUCAGUGUCUAUGAUUUUGAAGAGGAACAGCAAGAGGGCCUUCUGUCAGAGGUUAAUGCUGAAAAGGUAGUGGGCAACAUGAAACCACCUAAACCGACCAAGAUCAAGAAGAAAGGAGUAAAGAAGACAUUUCAGUGUGAGUUGUGUAGCUACACAUGUCCUCGACGCUCCAAUCUGGACAGGCACAUGAAGAGCCACACAGACGAGAGACCCCACAAGUGUCACUUAUGUGGAAGAGCUUUUCGGACUGUCACCCUGCUCAGAAACCAUCUCAAUACACACACAGGAACCCGUCCACACAAGUGCACAGACUGUGACAUGGCUUUUGUGACAAGUGGAGAGCUGGUUCGUCACCGACGUUACAAACACACUCAUGAAAAACCUUUCAAAUGCUCCAUGUGUGACUAUGCCAGUGUGGAGGUCAGCAAACUGAAGCGUCACAUUCGUUCCCACACUGGCGAGCGUCCAUUCCAGUGCAGUCUUUGCAGCUAUGCAAGCAGAGACACAUACAAGCUAAAAAGACACAUGAGGACACAUUCAGGAGAAAAACCCUAUGAGUGUUACAUCUGCCAUGCUCGAUUCACCCAAAGCGGAACCAUGAAGAUGCACAUUCUGCAGAAACACACAGAAAAUGUGGCCAAGUUUCAUUGUCCACACUGUGACACUGUCAUUGCACGCAAGAGUGAUUUGGGGGUGCAUCUUCGUAAGCAGCAUUCAUUUAUUGAGACGGGCAAGAAGUGUCGUUACUGCGAUGCGGUCUUUCAUGAGCGUUAUGCUCUGAUUCAGCACCAGAAGUCCCAUAAGAAUGAAAAGAGGUUCAAAUGUGACAUGUGUGACUACUGCUGUCGCCAGGAGCGUCACAUGGUGAUGCAUCGUCGAACCCACACAGGAGAGAAGCCAUACUCCUGCAGCCAAUGUGAAAAAACCUUUCGGCAGAAGCAGCUGCUCGACAUGCACUUCAAACGCUACCAUGACCCCAACUUUGUGCCCACAGUCUUUGUCUGUCCCAAGUGUAGCAAGACGUUCACUCGCAGGAACACCAUGGCUCGACAUGCUGAGAACUGCAGUGGUGAGGUGGACGAUGCUGAGAAUGGAGCUCCAGGUCCAAAGAGAGGGACGAGAGGAAGAAAACGGAAAAUGAGGACCAGGAGAGAUGACGACAGUGAGGAUGAUCAAGCUGAACUAGAUGAGGAAGAUGAGGGUGACUGUGAGGAAGAAACAAUGCUACAGGAAGAUGAUCAGCCAGAGAGCAUUGAGCUUGACCAAGCCCCCCCUGCCAUUCCUCUACCGGCCCCUGAAGAGCCCCCAGUGAAGAGGAAACGAGGGCGCCCUCCAAAGAAUGCCCCCAAGCCCCCACCACCCAGCAAGUCAGUCAGGGUGGCUGCAAAGGCUGCUGCUUCUGCUGCUGCCAUAAUUCAGGUGGACAAUGAGAGCACCGGAGCAGUUGAAAACAUCAUAGUGAAGAAGGAGGAAGGUGACCACUCUACAGUUACUUCUAUGGAAGAGGGAGUGGCCCUAACAGUGGCGGGGGUGAGGCUAGAUGGGGAUGGGGCGGAGACAGUUGAUCUGGCUAUGAGCGAAGAAACGACAGGCGCUGCCGCCAAUGGAGAUCUUACACCAGAGAUGAUCUUAAGCAUGAUGGACCGAUAAACCCAACAUACAGCCACACAAGUAGCUGGACUAUGUCUAAAGCUGGCAGACACAUUAUUUCCACAUCCUUAAUUAUUUCCCAUCUCCCCGGAAGAUGUCUUAGUGCUUUUAAUGGGGCCACCAAAAUGAUGAGAGCAAAAACGUAAAGAAGGGAAGCUGCAUGUAAAUACUACUCCUUCUAAAAUCCAGAUCCACAAAUAGCUGCAUGCAAACUGCUGUUCUUGGUCUCACAUAUACAAAAUACCAGUUACACAGUUGAUCAUCUCCUACGUUAGACUCGAUGUCAGUUGGCGCUUAACGUUUAAAUUAUUAUCUUUUUUUCUUUUUCAAUUUAGUUGAAUGUCUUUAAAUGAACAGUUUACUAUGUGUUUAUACCCAAAGCCACAUCCUUUUUCAGUCCCUGCUCAUGCACUGUGCAAUUGUGUGUAGCCAGAAAGGUCUAUGUUCCUUUACACAGAGAUGCAUUAUUUUAUCUUCACAUUUCACUCAGAUUUUUUUGCUGCCAUACUCACCUAGUUUUCAACCAUGCUGGUCUCAAUUUACAGGUCUCCAGCUGUGUGUGUCAGUGUAUAUAGAUGUAGUAUUUUAAGGGAAAAUAAUUUCAGUUUAACUGAAACUAUAUUUAGAUGGAGAACAUAGGUGACGCACAUACUGGCAAGCUUGUAGCAAAUCUGACUACUACUCACUAAUUUCGAAAGUAAGUCACUGCUCAGAUAAAAAGGCUAAAAUAUUGUAUUAUAGUUAUUAUUCUGAACAUUCCAAAUACCUAAAUUAACAUGUAAUUAUGUCUGUAAACAUAAAUAUUUUGUUGUAAUCAGCAGUGACUGAUACUGAUUACUCUUUAUUGACAAUAUAUAGUGCAGUUCAUCUUCCAGUUGAUAGCCCAGAAUGCCACUCAGUAAUCAAUGACCACCAGUUGUGGUAGGCUAAGAUUUAAUUAUGCUUUUUAAACCGUUCUUUUUUAUGUUUUGGAAAUUAGGGAUUCAUGUGCUGAACAUGUUGGUGUCAUAACUGGUGCUUCAUGUCUUUGACACUAAAUGCCCCAAGGUUUCCUUCCACGGUUGAGCUUUUCCUAAUCAACCAAGCUGUACUAAACUGAGGCGAAGAGUCAUUUUCUGUCUGUAUUCUGUUGCUCAUAGCAAAAAAAAAACAGCUCAACGUUCUGAAGUGGUGUUGAUUCCCCAGGCUGUGGCUGUUAUGUGGCCUUUCAUUUGAUAACAGCUGUAAUCGUUAAAUGGGCCAUUUAUUCUAUGCUAGAGCACUGGUAAGAUGCCAGGUGUUAAAAUCCUGUGUGAAGAAAAGACAGUGAGACACUUCAACGCAAACGUGAGUAAAAUGACUGUAACUAUUGUGGAAAACUAUGAAUAAAAUGCUCUUUUAUGAGUGUAUCAUGA